AUGGCUACGUUAUCGCCCUUUUCGUUCGGGCAGCGCGUAGGGAUUCUGCUCAUAACGGAAACCGCCGGGGCGUCCGCAGCAGCCGUUACUGCUCUUUUGGUGUGGAUAGCGUUUAGUGCCGUGGGUCUUCGGCGACAGGCGCAUCGAAGGUGGAAAUUGGACACGCCGCUGCACCUUUACUUCCUGAACCUGCUGUUUUGGGAUCUCGUACAAUCUCUUGGUGGCCUGAUGAACAUUCGCUGGAUCAUCGACGCGGACGUUACAGAGGACAGUUUCUGCGUCGCUCAGGGAGCUUUCAAGCAGCUGGCAGAUGUUGGAAGUGCAAUCGCCUCUCUAACCAUUGCAUCGCAUACAUUCUCGACCCUGGUCUUUCGAUGGACCCCGACAAACAGCAUGCUCAAAGGGGGCUUGAUCAUCCUGGGUUGGUGGCUCUUCAUGAUCGUGAUCCUAGUUGUCGAUAUCGCCGUAAACGGAUCCCGGACGUUCUACGGAAACACUGGGUACUGGUGCUGGAUCUCAGCCCGGUUUCCCGUUCAACGCAUGGUUCUAGACUAUGUGUGGAUGUUUAUCGCCUGCCUCUUUAACAUCGUGGCAUACGUGCCGUUGUACUUUGUCCUCAGGGGUACCCUCGUGUUAGACGGUUGGAGACUUCAUCGACCCAAUACACCUCCGGAACGUGCGGUGCUCCGUAAAUCAAAUCAUCUCGCUCUCAAAAUGCUCAUAUACCCUGUGACAUAUACUAUCUCUGUUUUACCCAUCGCCAUCGCUCGCUGGACCCAGUUCAACCACUCUGACAUCCCAUUCGCUGCGACCGUGGUUUGCGACAUGAUCUACAUGUCGUCUGGAAUCUUCAAUGUCAUAUUAUACGCUCUCACACGGCCUUUCCUACUACCCCAUCGCGAACAUCGAGGACGAAUGCUCGACAACUCGAUUAACCUCUCAUUCGCGUCGCAACAUGGCACCCCCAUGCGGACCCCUCGCAUCGGUCUUACCCCCGUAUUAUCACCUGGCAGUUUUGACCUGCGUUCCCCUCACUCAGCGUCGGCUUUCAUCAGGGACCAAGACGGGGGGCUAGAGGCCCGGGAGCCGUUCAGGCUCGUGAUGCCACUUCCUAUCCCUCCACCGCAGGGCACCUUCUCCUCGCCGACUUCCGAUGGCGACGAUAAUGAUCACAAGGAUCCCCAUUGGCAUGACAGAGCUAGCUCUCGCACAGACAAAGCUGCGUCUUGGGGUGCAGAGUCGCAUGCGGGCGAAGCCCUGUAG
Messenger RNA from Peniophora sp. CBMAI 1063, 1263 nucleotides. Lineage: Eukaryota; Fungi; Basidiomycota; Agaricomycetes; Russulales; Peniophoraceae. The record is from the annotation of a GenBank genome assembly.